Molecule: messenger RNA, 1343 nt
Organism: Megalopta genalis
Lineage: Eukaryota; Metazoa; Arthropoda; Insecta; Hymenoptera; Halictidae
Product: GDP-D-glucose phosphorylase 1
Biological process (GO): glucose metabolic process
Cellular component (GO): cytoplasm
Molecular function (GO): GDP-D-glucose phosphorylase activity
Source: RefSeq, a predicted model, not a curated record
GUCUAAAACUCUGAGGACAGCACUGUUUGGCUGUGAAGCGUCAAGCAAUUAGAUUUCUCUACCUGUUUCAUAACUCUAAGCCGGUUACCUCCGCUUGGCUUACUAUGGUGAGGCACUACUGUAAUACCAUUUCUAUAAUGAAAUCUGUGUGUCCAGAUACCCAGCUAGUCGCCUGAGUGCCCCGGAUGUGUGUUACUGUAUUUACUAUGCAAAUAAACAGAGAAGUUAAUUUUGAUUUUAUCCUGAAAAAAAAAUGGAAAGAAGCUGAAACUAAAGGGAUAUUUCGUUAUAUACUAAACAUUAAAAAUUCAAAAUUAUUAAGUGGAAAGUAUGCGUUCUUAGCUCAGUUGAACGUCGAUCGUGGUCAUAAUAGAAGAUCUCCCGAACAUAUUUCUUCAAUGAUACAGUCUUUUGACAAAAAGCGUUUCAAUUUUACACAAAUUUCUCCAGAAGAGGUAAUCAUUCAUUUGGACGGAAAUGAAGAAGACAUAAUUGCAAUUAAUAUUAGUCCAUUAGAGUAUUGUCACUCUUUAUUGUUACCUGAGAGAUGUAAAUGCUUGCCUCAAGUUAUAACAAAGUAUAGUUUAUAUAAAGCCCUACACAUAUUUCGAUUAAGUCAUGAUUCAUAUAUUCGAGUGGCAUUCAACAGUCUCUGUGCUUAUGCAUCAGUAAACCAUCUCCAUUGGCAUUUAUAUUACUUAAAUCAUAGAAUGCUGUUAGAGCAUAUUGAUCUUGACGACUUCAUGGGUCCUGUACAAAUUUUAAAAAAUUAUCCUGCUAAUGGAUUUUGUAUAAAAUAUUUGAGUGUACGAAAUUUAGAUAAACUAGUAAAUUGGACAUUCUUAAUAAUAGAUUAUUUGCAAAAAUCAGAAAUACCACAUAAUGUUUAUAUUACACGAGCAAAAACAGACUCUGGGGAAGAAUAUCAAGACAUAAGAAUUUACAUUUGGCCUAGGAAACCCAGCAUUGGCCUAAAGGACGCUAGUAUCUUUAUUCCUGCAGUUUGCGAAUUGUUUGGUCACUUAACAAUAAAAUCUGAGGAAAUGUAUGAAAAUUUAUCGGAAGAAGGUGUAGCAAAUAUUUUAAGGGAUGUAACAGAAGAAAAAUUUCUACUGAUUUUUGACAAAGUAAAAAAUUUAAUACAAAGUCAAAUAAUCACAUAAGAACUAUUACCAUUUGUUGUAUAAAAUUUUCAUAACUGUUAUAAUAUGAUUUACAAUAUUCUUUUUUUUUUUUUUAAAGAUUUAUAUGCAAUUAUUAUGUAAUUAUGUAUUUAUGUAGAUACAAUUAUACGAAAUGUAUAGAAAAAUACAAUAAAAAAUUCAUGGUUUGUCUAUUCUAAA